Messenger RNA from Drosophila willistoni, 1132 nucleotides. It is a transcript of the gene SP555, whose product is annotated as SPRY domain-containing SOCS box protein 3. Bases 57 to 962 code for a protein of 301 amino acids. The record is from RefSeq and is a predicted model, not a curated record. Lineage: Eukaryota; Metazoa; Arthropoda; Insecta; Diptera; Drosophilidae. Gene Ontology annotation, biological process: proteasome-mediated ubiquitin-dependent protein catabolic process; intracellular signal transduction. The transcript is spliced from 3 exons. Gene Ontology annotation, molecular function: protein binding. Gene Ontology annotation, cellular component: SCF ubiquitin ligase complex.
UACCUGCCAUUUUGAUAACAAUUCAAGUCUUAAAAUUUUAUAUUGUAUAAGAAACAAUGUCUGAUAUCGAACAGCAAAAGCAGCAGCCGUCAGUGGUCUUUACGCCUCGACGUCGACGUCAUGUGGGCGGACGACGAGGUUGUCCCACUUCAACUCAAGAAGAGCACAAGCCUUCUACAUCAUCAUCAUCAACAUCGUCUUCGUUGUCAUCGUCACCAUUAUCGCAUGCGCCAUCAAUUGUUUGCCCCAUGAGCCUUGGCAUUGAGGACAACUGGACAUGGAGUAAACGCUAUCGUUCCAAAGAGGUUGUCAUUAACGGACCCACAGUGCAUUUUCAUCCCAAUUGGAGCAAGGGCACAGCCGGUGUUCAAGGCAAGCGACCAUUGAAUUACGGACGUCACUACUGGGAGCUUCAUGUGUCGCAGCGUGUCUUUGGUACAUCGAUAAUGUUUGGCAUUGGCACACGAUCGGCAAGGCUUCAUGUCAAUGCUUUUCGUAAUAUGCUUGGCGAGAAUGAACAUGGCUGGGGUCUCUCCCAUAAAGGUGUUCUCUGGCACAAGGGUGUAGCUUUGCGGUAUACUAAAAGAUUUCGUGAAAAUCAUCCCACCCAGAUUGGUAUACUCUUUGAUGGUGUCGAAGGAACACUUACCUACUAUAAGGAUGGCAGGUGUCUGGGUGUGGCCUUUAGGGGCUUAGAUCAGGUUAAAGAGCCGCUCUACCCAAUUGUUUGUUCAACAGCGGCUAAAACCGAGAUGACCCUUAAGUCAACACGUCGUGAAUUUGUCAAUCUGCAGGAUCGUUGUCGUGCCGUCAUAAUGCGUAGAAUACGAAACUUGGAUCAAUUGGAUAAAUUGAAGCUACCUCUACCAAUUAGUGACUAUCUUAGUGAAGUUAUCGAUGAUAUGGAACCACUGCGUCAGGUGAGUGACUUGGAAAUGUACAUUUUGAAUUACGAUUUAUAAGCAAGUUGAAAAGGCAAAACAAAAAGAAAACCCGUGAAACGUUUAUUGUGCCAUGCCGUGGAAAAAGAAAUCAAGCAAAAUUUUGAAAUUAAUUGUAAUUGUAAAUUGUCAAAUUGUGUGGUUUAUAUUUGUAAAGACACACACAAGACUAUUGUGCAACGCCUCUGGUA